GCAUUACAACAAACCAACCAGCCAUCCCCAUUCCAACUAUUCAAAAUGGCACAAGCGCCCACGGAAGUGCCUGUAGAACAGACGCCGAAAUCAUUUGAGUCCUCAACCUGGGCAACUGCGAGCGGAAGUGCCUCAGAGAAGGAAAGGAAGGAAAACAAGUCAUUUGAACGCUGGAGAAAGACUCUCUCACUUAUUACUGGUAUUGGUCUAACCCCUGAAGAAUUCCAAGCUGAGGUUGAUAAAGCAGAUCGAAAGCAAUGUGAGCUUCACAAAGAGCGUCUUAUUAAGAGCAAUAAAUCUGGUGGAUUCUCCAAAGAUCAUGGUAUCAUGCUUUGUCAAAAUGGAUUUUUCAGUAAAAAACACCAGGAGCACACAAUGAUUCAUGAGAUGAUACAUAUGUAUGACCAUUGUGUCUUUAAUGUCGAGUGGGACAACCUUCGUCAUCAUGCGUGCAGUGAGAUUCGUGCAGCUGCACUAAGUGGAGAUUGUAACUGGUUGCGUGAGGUGAGACGUGGAAAUUAUACGUUUACAAAGCAACAUCAAGAGUGUGUAAAGCGACGCGCUAUUCUUUCGGUCGAGGCCAAUCCUGAAUGUCCAUCUCGCACUGCAGCAGAAAGAGCUGUUAACGGAGUACUAGUCUAUAACAAACUCUUCUCGUUUGCAUGGUUAUGA
Molecule: messenger RNA, 672 nt
Organism: Lobosporangium transversale
Lineage: Eukaryota; Fungi; Mortierellomycota; Mortierellomycetes; Mortierellales; Mortierellaceae
Product: peptidase M76 family-domain-containing protein
Exons: 4
Coding region: 46-672 (208 amino acids)
Biological process (GO): mitochondrial proton-transporting ATP synthase complex assembly; mitochondrial protein processing
Cellular component (GO): extrinsic component of mitochondrial inner membrane
Molecular function (GO): metalloendopeptidase activity
Source: RefSeq, a predicted model, not a curated record